ACAGCCACUCAGUAGUGAUCAGGCCGUUCUCAGAGGAACAGUUCUAGUAGCUCCAGACCGUUGGGAACUAACAUUUUAAUAUUUCGAAGCAUCCUGUACGGUCAGCAUGUGGGCUUUGCUAGUGCUUCUGACAGCAGUGAUCGUUGUCCUAGCGGUGUAUCGAAAAUUUGCCCGAACAUUGGAUGUUUCCAAGCAGUAUGGUGGACCUCGAGCUUUACCGAUAUUGGGGAAUGGGUUGUGGUUCCUGAAUAAGACACCCGUUGAAAUGCUCCAGAUCGUAGAACGUUUAAUAGCCGAAUAUGGAACAGUUUUUCGAUUCUGGCAAGGGCCUGAAUUUACUGUCUACGUGGGAGAUGCUUCUAUGGUCGAGAAUAUCCUCACCAACCGCAACCUCACCGACAAAUCAGGCGAGUACAAGUUCCUCUCAGACUGGCUUGGCGAUGGAUUGCUGUUGAGCAAACGGCAAAAGUGGCACGCUAGGCGAAAGGCAAUCACUCCUGCGUUUCAUUUCAAAAUCCUAGAACAAUUCGUUGAAGUGUUUGAUCGGAAUGCUUCCGAACUGGUUGAUGUUUUAAGUACCUAUGCCGACAGUGAAGCGGUGUUUGAUGUUUUCCCAUUUGUGCUCCUAUACACUCUGGAUGUUAUUUGUGAAAGUGCAAUGGGAACCUCUGUCAAAGCACUAAGAAAUGCCGAUAGCGAGUACGUGCAGGCAGUCAAGGAAGCCGCUAACAUCUCCAUUAGGCGUAUGUUUGAUUUCAUCCGGCGAACGCCUAUGUUUUAUCUGACUCCAAGCUAUGCCAAGUUCCGAAAAAAUCUAAAAAUCCUGCACGGAUAUACUGAUAAUGUUAUUAUCUCCCGUCGGAAACAGCUGGAGGAUGGCGGACAAGACAAUUCGCGUUUGGAGGCAAACGAUGAGAAUGAAUUUGGCGUUAAGAAAAGGGAAGCCUUUCUUGACUUGUUGAUCAAAACUAAGAUCAAUGACAAGGUACUCGCCAAUCUGGAAAUACGGGAAGAGGUCGAUACCUUCAUGUUUGAAGGCCACGAUACAACUACUUCUGCAGUAGCUUUCACACUUUACAACCUUGCGAAAUAUCCGACAGUUCAGCAAAAGGCCUACGAAGAGGUGAUCUCUGUAGUCGGAGAGAAUUCGGCGAAACCAGUUGAUUUGUCUCAUUUACACGAUCUCACAUAUCUGGAUAUGGUAAUCAAGGAAACACUACGGUUAUAUCCAUCCGUGCCGUUGAUCGGUCGGAGAUGUGUCGAAGAAGUAACAAUCGAUGGGAAAACUAUCCCAGCCGGAGCAAAUAUCAUUAUCGGGAUUUAUUUUAUGGGACGCGACCCACAGUACUUCGAAAACCCGCUGGAUUUUAGACCGGAGCGGUUCGAAGGGGAGACGUCAGUCGAGAAAUUUAACCCGUACAAAUAUGUUCCAUUUAGUGCAGGUCCACGAAAUUGUAUUGGCCAAAAAUUCGCUAUCAACGAAAUGAAAAGUGUGAUAUCGAAGCUUUUGCGUCACUACAAGUUUAUUCUACCACCGAACCUGGAAGAACCUAUUCUGAUGUCUGAACUGAUUCUGAAACCUGAACGUGGAAUCCAACUUCAGAUCAAGCGCAGAUAGUUCAUACGAGAUUAUUUUUAUACGUUGGUGCAGUACCAAAUUUGUGAUAUUUUUCA
Messenger RNA from Toxorhynchites rutilus septentrionalis, 1674 nucleotides. RefSeq names its product cytochrome P450 4d1-like. NCBI's taxonomy places the organism in Eukaryota, Metazoa, Arthropoda, Insecta, Diptera, Culicidae. The record is from RefSeq and is a predicted model, not a curated record. Gene Ontology annotation, molecular function: heme binding; monooxygenase activity; oxidoreductase activity, acting on paired donors, with incorporation or reduction of molecular oxygen. Bases 107 to 1618 code for a protein of 503 amino acids. The transcript is spliced from 5 exons.